GCGGCCAUCCCCAAAAUGCCCCAGAAUACAGGAAAUCACACCUACCAAAUCAAAAUUGUUAGGGGGAGGACCCCCAGACCCUCCGUCCCUGACUGCGCCCCACCCACAAUUUAAUCACCAGCAGCCACCACUGGCGCUGCUAAUCACUCUUUAAGUCGCAGGUGGCAGUAUGUGGUGUGUGGCGUGCUGAUUGGACCGUGUUGGGCCUACCGGAAAUCCACUCAUUUGAUUCACGUGUGUUGUUUAACUUCACCAGGUCGGUCACACAACGCGUCCUCCAACGUUAGAUUUGCAACUUGGACAGGCAUGGACUUUCAGCUUAAUUCUCUAUCGUGGCUCGUAGGCCUAUCCCUUCUUAUUUCUGCACUCACGGAAAGCCAGUUUGCUAUGCGAUACGGCUCUAGUAAGCAAAGCUCUCCGCUUCCGAGACGCUUUGAAUUAAAUAAAAUCCCGCCAAAAUGGAGACCAACCCCAGUUGCGCCACCUAAAACAGAAACGGUGACGCGCCCUUCUUCCGUCUAUCACGGGAUCGCCGUGAAGUGCCACGCCGACUCCAUGGAGGUGGUGGUGCGGGCUGAUCUCUUUAACACGGGCCUCUUCCUAGAAGCCCAGCACUUACACUUGGGCUCCAAUGAUUGCACAGCAUUUCCAUCCGCAGAGGCAGAGCUCACCAUCCAUUUCAACCUGAUGGAAUGCGGCAUGAAGCUGUCGUCCACGGAUGACUCUCUAAUCUAUUCCAACCUAUUGAUCUACUCUCCUGAAGCCUCUGUGGACGGGUUGCUUCGCCUGGAAGGGGUGACCAUCCCUGUGGAAUGCCACUAUAAUAAGAGGUAUUCUGUGGAUGGUUCGGCGGUGCAUCCCAGCUGGAUUCCGUUUGGCUCUGCAGCAACAGCUGAGGACCAAAUGGAGUUCAAGCUGACACUUAUGACUGACGAUUGGAAGCUUGAGAGGGGAUCCCUGACGUACUUCCUGGGUGACCCCGUUCAUGUGGAGGCGUCCGUUAUCCUCAGCGACCACAUGCCCCUGCGGAUUUAUGUCGAGCACUGUGUCGCCACGGUGACCCCAGACGCAGAUGCGGCCUUGCGAUACGACUUCAUAGAACACCAUGGAUGCCUUUCUGACGCCUACCUGACCGGCUCUGGCUCCCGCUAUCUGCCCCGAGUUCAGGAGGACAAGCUGCGAUUCAAGCUGGACGCGUUCAUGUUCCACCAGGAAUUCAGCAAUCUGAUCUACAUCAGUUGUCAGCUGAAGGCUGUUCCUGCUACGACAGCGGUCAGCACUGAGAACCGGGCCUGCUCCUUCAUCCACAACAGGUGGCAGUCCGUGGAUGGGAACCACAAGGCCUGCGACAGCUGUGAUGUCGACCGGCAGUUUCUAGCCGCUUCCGCAGAGCAGAGUCCUUCCCUGUCGCCGACGAGACCCCUGGAACCUGUGGUCAGGCUGCCCGCGGCCCGCCAAGCCGAGGAACCUCGCACCGACGCCAAACAGGCUCCCGCAAACUACUUCCUUUUCCGCCCCCCCAGCCGUCUGAGGGCGUCCUCUCCGUCUGCACUGAUGAAGAGAGCCAACUCGGAGUGGACCAAGACCACGUCCUCUGGGCCCUUGGUCGUACUACCCUCCAUCGUCCCCACAAAGCCAGCACACUCUGCUGCCUCUCUCCGGCCAAUAACAUCUCGAUAGCCUGCAAAGGCACAGUCUGGACAGUGGGGGAAAAAUAGGUCAACAGUGCCUUCAAAUCCAGGAGCAGAUGAAUAUAUAAACCAACCACAAGCAUGUUCACUGAACAUUUAACCAAACUGAUAUAAGUAAUAAUGAAACUCCACUGGCCAAAAUCCAACCACAUAUACCACCAUCUUAAAAUUAUGUUUAUUUUAGUUUUUAAGUAAUUUUAUUUAUUAAUUCGCUUGAAGGACUAACUUUGGCCAAUAAUCUGUUUAUCACAGACGGCGGUAGUAGUUUUGGUUAUUAAAUGUUCAGUUUGACAGAUAAUUUUGUGCAUGCCCAUUUCUUUCAACACGCAGACAAUCGGUUGAAUUUGUGCACUUUGAACGGAUCGAUGUGUUCAGUAUUUUUUUGUCAUGUGAGAUUGAUGAGCUACUCUUCCUACUGACUACUCAUCCCAUGCAAUAUUCAUCUUUUUAUAUGGCAGAUGCAAUUUGUUAUGUCAUGCUCCCACCCAAUGCAAUUCUUAUUUGCCAGACAAGUUUGAAUGUGAACUCGUUGUCUGGGACCAGAUUGAUUAGUGUGGAUGUAGAUCGUCAUAGUAUUCAUGCUCCUGAUGAUCAUUGAAUGCUCCUUGCUGUUUAUCUGAAACAUCAUGUAGGCUUUACCUAAUUGAUGUACAAUACACAAAAAUAUGAUUCUGA
Molecule: messenger RNA, 2366 nt
Organism: Gadus macrocephalus (Pacific cod)
Lineage: Eukaryota; Metazoa; Chordata; Actinopteri; Gadiformes; Gadidae
Product: zona pellucida sperm-binding protein 3-like
Exons: 8
Coding region: 307-1680 (457 amino acids)
Biological process (GO): positive regulation of acrosome reaction; binding of sperm to zona pellucida; egg coat formation
Cellular component (GO): extracellular matrix
Molecular function (GO): acrosin binding
Source: RefSeq, a predicted model, not a curated record